Caenorhabditis angaria is the source of this 2033-nucleotide messenger RNA. NCBI's taxonomy places the organism in Eukaryota, Metazoa, Nematoda, Chromadorea, Rhabditida, Rhabditidae. The record is from the annotation of a GenBank genome assembly.
AUGAUUGAAAGAAAUUUGAUCGGAUUUGACCAUGUUGGUUCCUAUGGAUAUACUAAAAAUGCGACUUCGGGAAACUAUAAGGAAAUGUGAGUUUGGGAUAGUUUUUUUUUGAUUUGUCGUUCCCCCGCAACAACGGCGGCUUCACCCGCAGCCAUUGCGGCUCUACUUCAAUUCUUGCCGGCACUUGCGGGAUUUUUCCCGAGUUGUGAUAGAAAAAUUUGAUUUUGUUAGUUUUCACUGUUUUCUAAAAAUUAUUUGUGUUCCGACUUUCAGAAUUCAUUCGAUUUUUAUUUAAAAAAUACAAAAAAAGGUUCUCCCCGGCCGGGAAUUGAACCCGGGUCUCGCACGUGACAGACGCGGAUACAUGUUUGAGCGUCGGCUAAAAUGCCAAUAAGAAAUUGAUUGUGACGUAGGAUAGAUAGAGAAAAUUAUGUAGAUACUGGAAGUACAUAUUUACAGAUUCGUUAUUUUUCCAGGUUCAAUGUGACAAUCAAUGUUGCACCGAAGAAAUUGAAUCAAUCAAUAGUGCCAACAGAUAUAAAUUCGAAAAUAAUCUACAAACCGGAAAACUAUAUUGAUCUCAGCGAAGGCAUCGAAACAUUUCAAGACGACGGUGGCAAUGAAAAACUUGAAACAAUUCUUCAAUUCAUCGAGCAAAUGGAUUCGAACGAGAAAAAUCUUCGAAAACGCAUCGAUUCAGAUUUUAUUUGUAAUCGAGGACUUCUCAAGCUCAUUGCCCUGUCAUUUAACAAAUUUUUGUCUCUGGACACUGUCGAAUUCCGUGCGAUUCGGAAGAAAAAUGUGAUUUUUAUGUGCUUCACUAGCCAUGGCGAGGAAUAGUGAGUUUUUGAUUAACAUAAGGUCAAAAUAACAUAAAAUAUUUACAGUGAUCAAAUGUUUAGAAAAACCUUGCAUUUGGCAACAAAAUUCGAAAAUUGUAUGAUAGAAGAUGAGGAGAACAGUCAAGUAACAUGCCGCUCAAAAAUUAAAGUAGAAAUCGAUUGAAAAUCCGAAAAACCUGGAAGAAAAUCAACGUUUUUUCAAGUUCUGAAAUUGACGCGGUUGAUAAAGGUUUGCUUCUCAGCACUUGACUCUGUAGACUGACUGUACAAAUUUCGUUGAUACUUUGUACAAAAAUGGGGAAGAGAGAAUUGCUCAUAAGUAACAUCCGUUUAUCUACAAAGUAGCUACAGAACAGCAACGGCGUAGCUACGGAUUCAAAAAUAAUAUAGAGCGGUCACUUCACUUUAUUUCUGUCCGCGAAUUGUGUAGCUUCAUCGGAGAUACGCUGUACGUACGUUUUCAUCUCUGAUUGUGCGACGGUAGGCAGCUCUCGUCAGGAUUUAAGGUGUGGGUAUCAACUAUUUGGCAUCUGCGUAGCUACGAAUUUGAUUCUUUUGAUAGCUACGCUGUAGAUAAAAUGAACCUACGAUUUUUGGGAAAAGUGUAGGUACAGCGUUUAUCCGCUGUAUUCACACUUCUUCAAUUUGUACAGUCAGUCUACGGAGUCAAUUGCUGAGUUAUCAUUGAUUUCGUCAAAAACAAUAUUUUUUGCAGAAAACAAUUUGAUUGAGAUCAAGCUUCUUAAAAAUGGUCGAAAUGAAAAGUGGCAAAAACAUCGUGCAUUGAGUGUUUAUCUUCAAGUUUACCUCUCCAAUACUCAUUUGUUUUUAUUUGGUUAUCGAUUAAAUGAAAAUUAUGAGGAGACCAAAGGAAAAGGUGUAGGAUAUGAAGAUCCAGGAACAUACAAAGUUCAUCAGGUUCUUAUAUUAUUUUGAAUUUUGUGUCAUAUAGAAAACAAAACAUUUCAGAUCGAAUUGAUUGAACGAGACAAUGUCUAUUGCAAACCAAAAACUGUUGAUGACUCCAUUUGUUUUCUCUACGACACGUUGUCACAUAUCCAAAAAAUGUUGUAUGAAAAUGAUUUGGCGAUUUAUGUCAAGCAAAGUGCUAGAGCAAAGUUUCGCUUUGAAUAUAUCAGUUCCGAAGAUUGCGAAUUUGUUCCAGAAGAGUUUAUCGAAAAAUUUGAAUAA